AGUAGAUCAUUGCUCAGCAAACCAACCACAUCGUUUCGAAUUUUCCAGGUUUUUUUUUUCCGUGCAAGGAAAUUAUUUUGUUCGGGUAACAAGCAAAAUGUCCAACACGAUGAAUCAGCCAGUGGGCAACAGCAUUGACAAGAGACUGAACAACCGUGUGGGUCCGAGCACUGAAACUCGCGACAACGAACGCCCAAUGGCCUUGCCCAAGUCCCUGGCCAAUUGCCCUGAGAUCGCCAAGCUUUCGAUCAAGCCGGAACCAAUUGCCGAAGGACACGGCGCUGCUGCACACGUCACUUACACUCGCGGUCAGAUCUUGACCAUUGGUCUGCUACUGGCCGAUAAAUUGGCCGACCCAAAGACAGAGAACCAGGUCUGGCCAGCGGCCAAGGAGGUAAAGACGCGCCUUCGCUCUGUUGGCAUCUACAAGAACCGCCUGGUGGCGCCCUCAACAGCUUUUGCCGCCAAAUGCGCUGGAGAUCCAGGCGCCCAUGGUUGCUGCAACUGGCGGCUGCGAGGCGAUGCUCGUUUCCCCAAUUAAAAGGGCAAACAACAA
Messenger RNA from Drosophila subobscura, 556 nucleotides. RefSeq lists its product as uncharacterized. The coding region runs from base 98 to 541 and encodes 147 amino acids. The transcript is spliced from 2 exons. Lineage: Eukaryota; Metazoa; Arthropoda; Insecta; Diptera; Drosophilidae. The record is from RefSeq and is a predicted model, not a curated record.